Molecule: messenger RNA, 125 nt
Organism: Acaulospora colombiana
Lineage: Eukaryota; Fungi; Glomeromycota; Glomeromycetes; Diversisporales; Acaulosporaceae
Source: the annotation of a GenBank genome assembly
GACUAGAUCCCAUCGGGUAUAGUUGGGACAACUCUGUUGGAGAGACCGUCUUCCAAACCCUAAUUCCGAAGAGAUCUUUCCUAUUUAACUCAUAUAAAUGGCUCUUCAUACCAGAUCCACGUUUG